CCGGCGCUUUUCAUUUCACACUGCCAUGUUCUAUAGGAGUUGGAAGCGCAAGAAACGCAACUACACAGAAAGAGACUCAUCAUCAUCACACCCACAUCUGAUCUUAUCUCAUCUCAUCUAAUCACAUCACAUGGCGAUGAUGGAUAUUAUAGAGAACCGAACACCGUUAGGGUUUCCGUACUGGAGUCCAGUUCUUCGACAUUUCAGUCCCGACUCUUCCUUUUUUGCAUCAGGCAACAUUGAACGCGAGCUUCUUGCCAAACAGGUUGCAUUGGACAUUAAUGAGGAUGAAAAGCAACAACUUCAAAGUAUGGAAGAUGAGGACAACAGGGAAGUAUUUUGUCCGAUUGUUGGUUGUGGUGCUCGUUUGAAUUCUUUGGAUGUCUUUGAAGAUCACUACAAUGCACGGCACACUGCAUCUUGCUCAGUUUGUUCAAGAGUGUACCCUACAUCACGCCUUCUCAGCAUACAUGUGUCUGAAGCACACGAUUCUUUCUUUCAAGCAAAAGUUGCGCGUGGCUUUGCUAUGUACGAAUGCCUUGUUGACGGCUGUGGUGUGAAGCUGAAGAGCUACAAAAGUCGGCAGCAACAUCUUGUAGACAAGCACAAAUUCCCCACUUCAUUUGAGUUCUUUAAGAAGGCCCACACAUCGAAGAAACAGAGACAGAAGAACCAACGCAAACAAUCAGCUCACAAGAGGGAUGAGGAGGCUUCAAGUGCGAUGCAAGUGGAACAAGAAACCAUUGAUGGCCUUGUUUCAGUGGUCUCAAAGUUGAGUACGUCAGAUGCUUCUCCGUCAUCCAUCAGCUUUGGUCAUCGCCACACUCGUGGCUUUACAUUUGUCCCUCAGGUAGUUCAGCGUGGAAGAAGGCUGGAUUCCUCACCCGCUUGAACAAAGAGAUAGCAAGCAUAUUUGCUGGACAAGUCUUGAUCCUUCAAGAAUCGCCUGGGCUCUCUUACAUGAUCAAUAAACACAAAGCUGGGGUAUUCUGAUAUGGUAGAAAGAUCUUGAAUGCCGAUUUUGAUCGAGUGCUCGUCUCAAGUAGGAAAGCUGAUGCAUAACUUUUUUGAGAGGAGAGAGAGUAUGACAGCGAGCGCCUGGGUGCAAACUGCAACUGUCAAAACCAUUGCAUGUUUCCUACUGUAUGAGUUGUGUCUUGAGGACUUUGAGGCAUUGUCAAGAAUUAAGGAUUGUUUGGCUUGAAAUCAAGACCCUUCCUGAGUUGUUUUAUUUAUUUAUUACUGAAAUGGUAUUUUUAUAUAUUUAUUUGUGUGAGUAUGAUUUUGUUUGAUAUA
This is a messenger RNA of Camellia sinensis, 1296 nucleotides long. RefSeq names its product nucleic acid binding / zinc ion binding protein. The record is from RefSeq and is a predicted model, not a curated record. NCBI's taxonomy places the organism in Eukaryota, Viridiplantae, Streptophyta, Magnoliopsida, Ericales, Theaceae.